CAGCAACGUCCGACUUGCCGAUGAAAACUUGAAGAUGAGACAUCUAAUAUCUCAGUACGCAUGCGUUGUAUCCUCCAAAGGCAAUGCAACGUGUAUUGUAGGACGGGCUUUAUUCAUAUCGCGAUUCUGACCUCUCUACGUGAAGUGCGACGGGAUUUAAAACAGCUGUUCUGCUGGAUGGUUGCUUUGACAGGAAGAUCGACGGAUAAAGCGAAUGAUUUAUCAGACAUCCAGGCUCUUAAAUGAUAUCGCGAAUAUUCCGUGGAGAAAAUGAGAAUGUCGCGCUCAAACGCAAACGGCAAAUCGACACUCUAAAAAUCUUUAACGACAAUGUAAUAGAGCUCAGAGAAGAUGUGGACUAUCAGGUGGAAUUUCAUGCUGGCGAAAGGCGAAUGGCUAUUAUGGUUUCCUUGUCGCCAAAUUUUCCAUUGGAAAAGCCAGUACUUAGAGUUUCCCCACCGAUAAGCCAUCCCUGGUGCAAUGAACACAGUGAAAUCACUAGUGCGCCAGGAUUACUCAAUUUUUCAGUACAUAGUGAUCUUGGUCGAGUUGUUCAGGCUAUUAUCAGAGAAUUCAGCAAGAAUCCACCCCAGUUGUUGGAGGAUAUUUCACCUGGCUCUACUAAAUCCCACAGAGACUUACAAGAGAGAAACUCGCCGUCUUAUGCGCUUCAACAGUAUCCCGAGAUUCCGUCUACGUCGUUCAAUUCGUAUUACAGUACGCAAUUCCCGCACUUAUCGUCCUCCAGUGCGAACACGAGCAUUUACAACUGUAAUUAUACAAGCUCCGGUCACACGUAUGUUUCAAAUUCGAAGUCGUUCGGCGGUACGUCGCACCAUACGGCGUAUAUUCCAAGCUCGAGGAGUGCCCUCCACAAUACUACACCUGCGAGGUACACCUCGAAUCAGCACGGCACGGCCUACCUGAAUUCGCACUAUGCAAGUACUAAUUAUCAGCAACCGUUGCCAAGUCAGUCGCAAGCAAAAGUCCCGCAGAGUAUAAUAUUUCCCGAAUUAAAUAACUUGACUAACGAGGAAUUGAAGAGGCUCAGCGAGGACGAAGAUAGACUGGACGAUUUUCUGGAGAAACAUUCCCAAAUUAAAGACAUAAACGCAGCGAUCGAAGACGCUAUGGAUUGGGUUGAAAAAACUGCCGAAGCUAAUGUAACCAAAGAACCCGAGCUGAGACAGUUGCAAGCUGACGUAGCAAAUAAGGUAAAAACGGUGGCUGUGCUGAAAGCCAGAUACGACCAUCUUAUACAACGAUACAAUAAACUAUCCGAGGUUUUCACGCCGGACCACAUAAAAGAAUGUCUGAAAUUAGCGGCAGACGAGAGCCACGAAGAAAGCGAGAAGAUCGCCGAGGAUUUUCUCAAUAGAAAGAUCGACGUCGAGCGUUUUCUCAGCACAUAUAUAGAGUGUCGAAAGUUGGGCCAAGCAAGACGAACUAAAGAAGAGAAAUUGGCGCAUCAGUUGAACGAAUUGAAACGGGCUGGUUACUGAAACACCAGAGAAGGAUAAAGGGAGAAAAAAGAGAGAGAAGAGAGAGGGAGAGAGAGAGAGAGAAAAACAGAAAAGAGAGUAUACAUAUAUACUCAUUUUUUUUCUAUAGGGGGGAAUCGAACAAAACUGUAAAUAAGAUUUAGUUAAAUUAAACGUUAUUGUGAAUUUAAACUAGCAUUCGUGAUUCGUGACCAAAUAUCUAAUGUGGCUAUUUCGACAGAGAGAAGCAUUUUUACAAUGUGUAAACGUGUUAUAUAAUUCGCUUGUUACUUAUUCGCUACAUUCUCAAUUGCUUUAAAACGCAUGGCAUUCCAGAACGAAACAUUACAUUGACAAGCGGCGCUAAACGUACAAAGUGGUCAAAGAACAAGUGUUUUAAAGUUGGAAUUAAGGCGAUGUUACAGUGUAUUUCGAACACACAGGUAACAGGAGAAAAGAAACGGAGUAAAUGGCCAGGAGAGUUAAAUCGCGUUGAACAACCGUGUAAUGAGUUGCUUCAAUGAGUACUUACUCUAUAGUGUAAACGACAAGGCUUUAAUAAUAUUAGUUGUGCACGUCUCUCGUGUACCGUCAUGAUCAACUCUGACGGAGGUACGUUUUUUACUAUGUAAAUAAACGGGCAACGUUGUAAUUAAAUCGAUUUUUGAAAAUUUG
Odontomachus brunneus is the source of this 2156-nucleotide messenger RNA. It is a transcript of the gene Vsp37A, whose product is annotated as vacuolar protein sorting-associated protein 37A. The record is from RefSeq and is a predicted model, not a curated record. Gene Ontology annotation, biological process: protein targeting to vacuole; protein targeting to membrane; ubiquitin-dependent protein catabolic process via the multivesicular body sorting pathway. Bases 243 to 1502 code for a protein of 419 amino acids. Gene Ontology annotation, cellular component: ESCRT I complex. Lineage: Eukaryota; Metazoa; Arthropoda; Insecta; Hymenoptera; Formicidae. The transcript is spliced from 5 exons.